UUUUCAAUAAAAAAAAAAAGGAAAAAAUGGGCUUUAUAGUGGAAAGAGUGAGAAGACCAGUUCGCUGAGAUCACCUUCCGUUAUACAAACAGAGGCUCGUUCGCUUGCAUCUUCGCCGCGACGCUAUACACCCACCGUCUCCGGCACUCUCGUCUCCCAACAACAAUCAAUCAGAGAGUCAUGUCUAGUAGUAAAGCUGAAGAACUUGUAAAUGAGCAAGCAGUUGCAAAUAAGUUUGCUGCCAUGAGGUCCGAACUCAACCAAAUUUACUCUAAAAUCACUGAGCUAGAGAUGGACGUGAGUGAGCACUCAUUGGUGAUCAAUGCCAUCCAGCCACUCGACCCAUCCAGGCGGUGCUUCCGAAUGAUUGGAGGUGUGCUGGUGGAGAGAACCAUAAAGGAGGUCCUGCCUGCUGUGCAGCGUAACAAAGAAGGGAUUGAGGAGGUUAUUACUCGGCUGAAUGAGGCUUUGGAAAGGAAGAAAAAAGAUAUUUCUGACUUUGAGGCUAAGUACAAGAUCCGGAUAAGAAAGAAUGACAGUGAGGAGAAGGAUGAUGGUGCUCGCAAAGAAGGAACUGCUCAAGGAGUCCUGGUCGGCCCUGCUGGUGGAAGCGAAUGAAUGAUAAAGCUCUUCCACCACACUCAUCUUGUUUUCUGAAACCUGUUAAAUGUAGUGUGCUUUCAAGUGUACUAGGUGUGCUAGGGAUUUGGGGUUUAUGGUCCAGACUAGUAGAAUAUUACAACUCUUGCACUGAAUCAAUGACUUUGUAUUUGUAACCUUUAAUUAUGCGGUUCUUUCUUUUAGGAAGGAUUAAGGAAAAACAAGAACAAUCAAUUCAAAAUUA
Rosa chinensis is the source of this 844-nucleotide messenger RNA. Its product is annotated as probable prefoldin subunit 2. The record is from RefSeq and is a predicted model, not a curated record. Gene Ontology annotation, molecular function: protein folding chaperone. Lineage: Eukaryota; Viridiplantae; Streptophyta; Magnoliopsida; Rosales; Rosaceae. The coding region runs from base 181 to 618 and encodes 145 amino acids. Gene Ontology annotation, cellular component: prefoldin complex; cytoplasm. Gene Ontology annotation, biological process: protein folding. The transcript has 2 exons.